CAGCGCCCCACACGCAUGCUCAGUGGCGAGUCAAUGGAAGGAGCCCUCAGAUGACGGAUGCAAACGUCUGGGCAUGACAGCCGAUGUCACGGAGAGUGACAGCUUUCGCUCUCUGCUGCCGCACCUCGACUAGCCCCGAGUGACGCCCGCCAAAGAAGUGACACGGAGCCAGUCAGAACUAUGCCAGAGAUGGAGAAAGGGAGACCGCCGGAAAAUAAACGUAGUAGGAAACCUGCGCACCCCGUCAAGAGGGAGAUCAAUCAAGAGAUGAAGGUGAGGGAAAAUGUGUGUUUUGGCUACUCUUCUUUUACUGGUGUUCCGAUUGUGAAUUCUUUCAAGGGCAGUUUGGGACUAUUGAGACAGUGGGGGGAGAGCGCCGUGCGUACAAAUCACAGUUGUAGAGGCACCGAAGCGACCCAAACUUUGAUUUGUUUCAUUGAAAUGAUUAGCGCACCUCCCUUUAAAGUUGUUAAUAAUCUAAUGCCGUUAUAUUAUUGAAUACUGACGAAAUAAAAGUGAUAAAACAAUUGUGUAACAUUAGUCCCAUAUUGGUGAAAUAAGAGCUACAGCUAUAUUAGAUUACCUGUCCUUGCCAUAAUAAACCAACUGUCGGGAAAUAUACUUUUCCGGGAGGAUAGAAAAGUGUGUGUUUAAUUAAAGUGUCAAUCUUAUGUUAUCCAAUAGGCUAUUUGAUAUCGUGUCCACUGAAUGGUAGCCCUUCUUUAGUGACGCCAUGUCAGUCCAGCAGUGGCCGCGCGCAGCAAUGUCCAGUGGUGUUCCAGAUGUGCGUCACCACCAGACGGCAAGAACACAUAACUUCUUUCCCGCUUCGGCUGCGCGCGCACUUGUUAUAGUAGGAUAGUCUAUUACAAUAUAACUUAUUUUUUUAAGGCAUUCGAAAGAACAUAUUGAGUCACACUGGUCACUUGAGACUAUCAGCUUAGGGCAUUUGAGACAUGUGAGUAAAAGGUAAGAAAUAUCAAUGAGCUCCCCCUCAAUAGGACAGAAAACCCCUAAAGGAGUUUGGGUUUUUAUUCUGGUCUUUUCGUGAGAGAAGAAAUUUGCUAUUUUUGCAUAAGUGGUUUGGAUUGUAGCUUUGAUAUGCAGGGAGGGGUGUAGAAUUACAACUUAACUAAUUUUAAUCAAAACAUGCGAAAUGCUAUCGGUGCUUGAUGUAAGUCAACCUGGCCUGGAUCUGGGCUGGAUCUGGGGGUCGGCCCUGGGUUGUUGCCUUUGGCUGGGGCUCUCUCUGUGGUUUGGGAUAUGGCUUGUCACUCUCACAAAGCAGAUGUUUGUCUGAACUGCCAAGAAGAAACAAAAACAACAUUGUGGGAAGCAAAGCAUGGGGAGGGGAAAGAAAAAACGCCUGUCUCUGCCUAAUGAGAAAAUAGUGAGACAAAAUGACACAUAAAUGUAAUAUAGGAGGACUUGCCCUGAUGUAAUCAUUGAUGUAGACUGGGCUAGUCCCAUGGCAGGCAGCACACACAGACUACUACUUUGUGAUUCUCAGACAUGUACUGGAUCUACAAUAUAGGCCUUGGGUUACGUGUGGUAAUGAACUGGGGCUGUUGGGCUUGAAGGCCAGUGGUAUAAGGGUCGGGUUAUGAAAUAGAGAAGGGGAAAGACAGACAGACAGACAGACAGACAGACAGACAGACAGACAGACAGACAGACAGACAGACAGACAGACAGACAGACAGACAGACAGACAGACAGACAGACAGACAGACAGACAGACGGACGGACGGAUGGACAGAAAGUCAUUCAGUUAGAAAGUCAGUCAGUCAGACAGACAGACAGACAGACAGACAGACAGAAAGUCAGACAGAGAACCAGAGUGACCGACAUACUUAGAGACAGACAGACACAGUGGUUUCUGGGGCUGUCUGUCUGCGGGCUGCUCCAGUCCGGUCCAGUGUUGUGUCAGCUAAAGGAUCUAUUUCAACACCACAGUCGGACCCACUCCCUCCACGUCAGACUGUAGCACAGCACGGACACCAGAUACUUGACUUGAAUCAUCGUUAGGCAUAUUUAGCUGGAUUUGAUACCUCUGUGUGCACACACGUGCUCACACACAUACUUGAACGCAGACACACCACACACAGACAGACAGACACACAUACACACAGAGCUCAAUUUCUUUGAGGCCCUGGUGCGGAGCAGAGGUCAGUCAGUGUGAGGAUAGCAGGGGGAAAUAAUGUGUAGUCAGUACUACAGCCCUAGUACAACACUACCACAGGCAGGCUGUCCGUGCUGGAAAAGGCUGAAACCCGAGAGGGAGUGCAGUGUCGGUUAUCAGGACUGGAAGGUGCCGGGCGGAGGGGGCCAGGGAGAGGCAGAGAGAGGAGAGGGCAGGGGAGGGGAGUGAGGGGACACACAGAGAGGGACUGGAGAGUGCUGGAUGCUCGGGAGAGUUGAUGGGAGAGGAGCGGGUCAUUUCCGAGAACCGUGGGACCUAGCGGCGGUGUAGGAUGUCCCGCUCGGAUUUCUGCCCAUUCCAGAUCGGAUUUCUGCUCCAAUCCCUGCUCGCUCCCAAAGCCACAGAGGCGGAGAGGUGGGCGGAUGAAGAGAGAGAGCGAGACUGAGAGAGAGACCUUUGUGUUGUUUUUUAAAAACCUGGUCGUAGUAAUAAAAAAGAAGCCAGGACAUUCACUUCUCAACCCAUCUGCUAAGAACACAUUUUUAAUUUUUCUCCGUCUCUCUUUUUUCCCUCAAUUAAAAGAGAUAAACAAACAAUGAUUCAUAGAUUUCACAAUAGUAUUAGGUUGAAAAACUUUUCCGUCUCCGAUUUAGCAAGAGUAAACAAACUGGAAUACAUAAUGGAAAAAGAGUCAUACUGUACGCCUCUGUGUUCCCCUCUUCAUUUAAUCCAGGCAGGGCUGGUCUGGAAGUCAAAGGAAUCCAGCACAUUCAUUCGGGAGUGGAAGCUCUGGUUACAUUUAAAGAGUGGGAUAAAAAAGUUCCACUCACAAACCUCUGAUGUAAUGUCACUCACAACUGAAGUUCACAUUGGCUUAGCAUUAGCAUGCAGGGUUUUGGUUGUCCUGUCUCCCGCCAUGUCCCCUGACUGACAUAACCUAUAAUGUUGCUCAGUGAUUUAUUUUUUCUUUCUCCCUGUAGACGUUUGCAGAGAGCACCAUGAAUGAGCUCCUAGGCUGGUACGGCUAUGACAAGGUGGAGCUCAGGGACACCGAGGCCACCGAGAUCCGGAACUACCCCAACCGAGAGAGACGCCAGCAGCAUGUCUCCGUCCUUAAAGGUGAGAAAAGGCGAGGAUCCUGUUCAGUAGGGCACAUCGUAGCAAAACGUUUCGCAACGGAGAGUGGAAAUCUGUGUUUUAAUUGAACAAGUUCAGGUAGUGCCUUACCGUUUCAAAAUGAUUUCUGCCUACUGAACACAACCCAAGGUCAUUAGUUCAGGUAGUAUCUCCCCGUUUCACUCCCUUUCAAAACUUUUCUGCCAACUGAACAGGGCCCAGGUAUCUGUACAACACAGGUAACAUAGUUAACAGAGGUCAGACAUAAUUCAGGGAUAACCCAAUAACAGAGCAUACAGGUUGUUCAAUCCAGACAUAGUAUCACUUUAAACAUUUGCUAGACAUACUUGCAGCUUAAUUCACCCUUCUUAUGUUUCACUUCUUAUCACCACAGUAAACCUGUAUGGCUGGAUUUUUCUCUUUCAAAAAUGUUCAGUGCCAUUGUUUUGUCAACGUCCUUUGGGCUGCAUAUAAAUAAUUUGUGUAUUUAGAGUGAUAUAAGUGCCACCAAAACUUUCAAAUGAUUGAAUGCAGAUGACAUUUAUUUUAUAUCACUCCAUACCUAUGUUAGAACAUAAAUUGACUCUAAAGUGACCAUACAUAUCCUCUGCCUUCCAGAAAACUCAGUGCCGAAGCCCAAGAGCUUGAACAGUAAAGUCAGCCCCUCUGCACUGGCCAUGAAGAGUGGAGAGAGAGAAUCAUCCACUUUCUCUUCCUCUCCCAGCUCCUCCUCUUUGACCAGCCCUAAGGAGCACAAGAGUGCUCCCGUAAUUGUCCCCCUUAUAAAGCCAUCUGCAGGUAGGGCAAACAUCACACAUGCACACACACACGCAAGCACUUUGUGUGACCAACUGGGUUAGAACCCGGGUCUCCUGCACGUCACAAAAGUGUGUUAGCCUGCCGAGGUAAAGCCUAGUCUUCAGGUCACAGGCAAGGUUCCUCAUCACACAGGCGUGGUUCACCAAACCACGUCUGUUACAUUCACACCCCAUCAUCAUUAUCAUCAUCCCAUCGUCAUCUUCAUCAUCAUCAUCAUCAUCAUCAUCAUCACUACCACAUGUAGCCUACAGUUAUUUUAUACAGCUGUUGAUUAAACACUCACAUGCUCCUAACAUGCUCAUCUUCUUCAUCAUCAUCAUCAUCAUCAUCAAUUACACUUCACAUGUUGAUGUUGAUGCCUCUCUCCUUUGUCUCUGUCCGCAGUGGAAGACGUGCAGAAUGUGCAGAUAGUGUGUGUGUGGUGUCAGAAGGAGGGGGUGAAGCGCUACUCCCUCUGUAUGGGCACCGAGCUGAAGAGCUUCUGUAGUGAGAAGUGCUUCGCCGCCUGCCGACGGGCCUACUUCAAACGCAACAAGGUGAGGGAUUCAACCUUGAUUCAACUAGGAGUCAAUGGACAAUUUUAGGUCUGACAAAACUGCUGCAGUUUAGAUGGAAAUAGAAAUGAGCAUGCACACACAGACACAGACACACACACACUUUAAUGGUGAGAAGAGAUUUCUGGCAGGUAAACAAACCCUCGAAAAUGGAAUACCCCUGUUUUCCUCAGUGAGGUCAUCAUACCGUCGUAUUGAUAAAAAAAUGGUUAAUAUAUGAAUGUUGUCUGAUGUUAGCAAGUUAUUGAUUUCAUGAACCUUAUUUCUAAGGCUACAUAUAUUAAUAUGUAGCCCUGUCCUGGGUAGCUUGUGUGUGGGUGCAUGCAUGUGUGAGGGGGUGUUCUCCAAGCACACAAACACACACAACAUACACACAAGCUACCCAGGAAAGGGCUGAAAAUAGCCCAUAUUAAUAUAUGUAGCCUUAGAAAUAAUGUUCAUGAAAUCAAUAACUUGCUAACAUCAGAUAACAUUAAUAUGUUAACCAUUUCUGAGAGUCACUUGGAAAAUUCAUUUGAUGAUACAGCAAUAGCAAUACAAAGAUAUAACAUCUACAGUAUAGAAGAGACAGAAAUGCUUAUGAUGGAGGUGUUGCUUUAUAUAUUCAGAGCCAUAUCACUGUAAUGCUUAGAGAAUAUAUUUUGUCAAGUGUUAUUGAAGUGUUGUGGUUGCAGGUUCACUUGGCACAUCUAAAGCCUUUUCUGUUGCUAUAGGCCACCAAGUGCUUACACUCAGUAUCUAAAUAAUAUGUGUGAAAUGCUUGAUAGUAUAUGUGAUGUAAACAGAGAGGUCUACUUUCUUGGGGACCUGAAUAUUGACUUGUUUUCAUUAAGCGGUCCACUCAAGAGGAAGCGUCUCACUGUAACCAGUGCCUGUAAUCUGGUUCAGGUUAUUAAUCAAGCUGCCAGGGUGUUUACAAACACUACAGGAACAAGAUCAUCCACAUGUAUCGAUCACAUUUUUACUAAUACUAUAGAACUUUGUUCUAAAGCUGUAUUCGUACCCAUUGGAUGCAGUGAUCACAAUAUAGUGGCUAUAUCCAGGAAAGCCAAAGUAUCAGAGAUCAUACAAAAGAUAAUGCUGUGACUCUUAUGUGGAUGAUGUUAAAAAUAUUUGUUAGUCUGAUGUGAUUAAUAAUGUCACAAAAGGAGUGGCUAAUAAGUCUGGCUGCACAUCUGACUGGCUGACUUACUGCAAAUUGAGAAAUUAUGUGACUAAACUCAACAAAAAGAAGAAGAAACUGUAUUAAGAAGCCAAGAUCAGUAAUAUAAAGAAUGAUGGAAAAAAACGUUGGAGUACUUUAUAUGAAAUUAUGGGCAGAAAGACAAAUUCAACUCCAUCUUUCAUCAAAUCUGAUGGCUUAUUCAUCACAAAACCAUUUGAUGUUGCAUAUUAUAUGAAUGAUUACUUCAUUGGCAAAGUGGGCAAACUUAGGCAGGAAAUGCUAACAACGAACAGUGAGCCAUUGUACUCAUGCAUAAAAAAAUAAAAAUAAUCAAAGAAAAUCUUUGGAAGUUUGAAUUUUGUAAAGUUAGUGUGAGAGAGGUGGAGAAAUUAUUGUUAUUGUUCAAUAAUGACAAACCUCCUGGCAUUGACAACUUAGAUGGAAAGCUACUGAGGAUGGUAGCUGACUCUAUAGCUACUCCUAUCUGUCUUAUCUUUAAUCUGAGCCUAGAGGAAUAUCUUUGUCCUCAGGCUUGGGGGGAAGCCAAAGUCAUUCCGCUACCCUAGAGUGGUAAAGCCUUAGAGUAGUAAAGAUUGUGGGAGCUGUACUGUUAGAUUUCAGUGCUGCCUUUGAUAUUAUUGACCAUAACCUGUUAUUGAGAAAACGUAUGUGUUAUGGCUUUUCAACCUCUGCCGUAUCGUGGAUUCAGAGUUAUCUGUCUAAUAGAACUCAGAGGGUUUUCUUUAAUGGAAGCUUCUCCAAUGUCAAACAUGUAAAGUGUGGUGUACCGCAGAGCAGCUCUCUAGGCUCUCUACUCUUUUCUAUUUUUACCAAUGACCUGCCACUGGCAUUAAACAAAGCAUGUGUGUCCAUGUAUGCUGAUGAUUCAAUCAUAUACUCAUCAGCAACCACAGCUAAUGAAGUCACUGAACCCCUUAACAAAGAAUUGCAGUCUGUUUUGGAAUGGGUGGUAAACUGGUGCUGAACAUCUCUAAACUAAGAGCAUAGUAUUUGGUACAAAUCAUUCCCUAAGUUCUAGACCUCAACUGAAUCUGGCAAUGAAUGGUGUGGCUGUUGAACAAGUUGAGGAGACUAAAUUACUUGGUGUUACCUUAGAUUGUAAACUGUCAUGGUCAAAACAUAUAGAUUAAAUGAUUGUGAAGAUGGGGAGAGGACUGUCCGUAAUAAAAUAAAUGCUCUGCUUUUUUGACACCACACUCCAAAAAGCAAGUCCUGCAGGCUCUAGUUUUGUCUUAUCUUGGUUAUUGUCCAGUCGUGUGGUCGAGUGCUGCAAAGUAAGACCUAGUUAAGCUGAGCAACACGUCUUGCUCUUCGUUGAAAUCAGAGGGCUAAUAUAAAUACUAUAGCUCUGACACACACACUUACCCCCACCAGACAUGCCACCAGGGAUCUUUUCAGUCCCCAAAUCCAGAACAAAUUCAAGAAAGCGUACAGUAUUAUAUAGAGCCAUUAUUGCAUGGAACUCCGUCCCAUCUCAUAUUGCUCAAAUGAACAGAAAACCUGGUUUAAAAAAACUGAUGAAGCAACACCUCACGGCACAACGCCUCUCCCCUAUUUGACCUAUAUAGUUUGUGUGUAUGUAUUGAUAUGUAGGCUACGUGUGUUUUUUUUAAAAAUUGAUGUAGUCUGUCCCUGAGCUGUUCUUGUCUAUUAAUGUUCUGUAUUAUGUCAUGUUUCAUGUUUUGUGUGGACCCCCAGGAAGAGUAGCUGUUGCUUUCGCAACAGCUAAUGGGGAUCCUAAUAGAGUACAAAAAAAAAUACACACAUACACAAACACACACACAUGCUGGGUUCUAAUAGACAGGCCAGUGUUUGGAGGGUGGGAAGGGGUCAAAGUUCGCAGAGGACACUUAGGGCUCUAUUCAAUCUGUAUCGCUGAAACAUUACAGAUUGGGUGAAAGAAAUAUAAAGGUCAUUUUCGUAUGCAGCAUUUACCGGGAAUGCAGUCUAGGCUAACGCGGGAACAUAUCCUUUAAAUUUCAAUCACGCUGUAACGCUGAACUUGUGCGAUACGGAUUCAAUAAAGCCCUUAGUAUCAGUUUCGCCUUAAUGGAGAAAGGGCCUGUCAUCACGCGGCUUGGGUAGGGAGGACAGGGAAGCAGUGCCCAUGCACAAAUCCUCUCCCAUACACAUUACCACCAUUUUUCACCCUCCAUCCAAGACAUGGAUAUCCCCUCUUAGAGGCGCGGGGGUGUCAGGCAAGGCUAUCCCUAUUCAACAUUUCUGUUGUUAAUGUGGCGCUAGGUUUUAUUCAUACAACAACAGACAGGGGGGAAAGAGGGAGUUGUCUGCUGCCUACCCUCUAUGUUUUUGGGUGGUGGAGGUGGGGAUGGAACCGUGGCCAUUGGCUUGUCCCUGCUUGUCUCACUAAGGAAGAAGGGCAGGGGCCCUGGGGGCAAGGUGUCCACUUUCAGCGCAUACCUUACCUGCAGCUGCCUCAUGUUUCGUAACUCAACACAACUUAGUGGGUCACAGAGAAGGGGCGUGCUCACCGCUCGCAGAUCCACACAGGAUCAGCUUACAUGAAUCGGGAGGAAUUUCCUAUAUUAAUACAGCCGGACCAUUGACAAUAAUAGAAGGGUUUGUCAUCUAUUUUAUCUUACCAAGACUUUCCAAAACAUUCCCUUUGUUUCAGUGACCUCAAAGCCCACAGGUCAGUGUACUCUGUUACUUUGAACCCCUAUGACGAGGCGAAUCGUGCAGUGGUUAUUUUGGGAUUGGUUAUGUAAGUUUGCUUUAAUGACCAAGAGAGCCAUCCAUGAUGACUUAAAGCAAAUGUUACCUCAUCAACGCUUGGUGCUUAAAUCCCAUAGUGGUUCAACUGAAUCCAGGCUGUACUCUGAAAAAGCUUUAACUCAAUCCUGGGACGUGUUCAUUAGGGCACACAAUGUCUUAAAACAUUUUGCAACGGAGAUUUAAAAAAAAAGUUUCUUAUUGGACAAAUCCAGGUAGUCCCUCCCUGUUUCAGUCCGUUUUUGGUUUGUUUGGUGCCUAAUGAACAUGACCGUUUGAUCGUUUGUUAUAAGUGUAUAAUGAUGUGGCUUUGACCACGUCCGUCAGGCCCGGGAUGAGGAUCUCAAUGGAAGUGAGCGAUCCCCCCAACACACCCAUGCUGACGACUCACCCCGACUGGUGCUGAAGAUGAACAGCGGUGGGGCCAGAGUAAGAACAGAACAUAAUCCACUUAAUGGAAAUACUAAAGUUACUCAAAUAUUUUUGCUCAAAGACUAGCAAUGCAGUCAUGCAUGUUGUACAGCUACUUCAAAACAUUAAGGGGCAGUUUCCAGGACACAGAUUAAUUCUUUUUAGUCUAGGAGUAGGCUUAAUCUGGGAAUGACUGGGAAACUGCCCCUUAAAUUGAUAGUUCAGCUAUUUUCCAUAUAUAGAUAUUUGUUUCCUUAAAGUAGGCUAUGGACAAGGAGAUGCUGCAAUCCACAUUAGCAUUUUGUGACCAAUUCCCCAUGCAAAUUAAUCUCCCCUGUUUAGAAUGUAUUACGUUUAAUGCCCAAAGCAUAAAAAAAUAACACAAUUAAUUUAAUAUGAUUUGGCCAUGAAAUGUAACACCUGCUAAAUCGGGAAGAUUGCCUUACGUGGGGAAUUCAUCCCAAAUGUUGAAGUCACUCAUUGUCCAUUAUAAAACUGCUCUAUUCAAAUAAUGUUAUACAUUCCACAUUCAAAUCAUUGGUUUUCCCUUUUCACGUGGCACUAUAGUAAUUCUCCACAGUCCCUCUCGCCCGUACCGCAGGUGUGCAACUGGUGCAAACACGUCCGCCACACCAAAGAGUACCUGGACUUUGGCGCAGGUGCGGAGCGGCUCCAGUUCUGCAGCACCAAGUGCUUGAACCAGUACAAGAUGGACGUGUUCUACAGAGAGGCCAGGGCGGCUCUCACCAGCUCCAGCCCAGGCCCAGGAAGACCCACCCAGGAUGGGAGAACUGAGUCCAUCGGAGGGGGUCAGAACCAGAAACUCCUGACCCCCGAAUCGUGGAACAACGGCGCAGGGGUCAUGCGGGGGAGUACCAGAUCACCCAAAGGGCCCAUGCCGAUCUACAGCACAGCGGCGUCAAGGACUGUGUCUCCAUCUGAGGCAUCGUCCUUGUCCUCCAAGGUCCCCGUCUCGGGGCUGAGACACCUGGAGAGGCAUGUCCUGCCACCGCUGCCAACCCCGGAGGUGGCAAGCCACCACCCCAUCCCCCAUCCUCCUCCUCGCCCCCCCAUGGAGCACCACCAGCACCACCAGGCAAUGCCUCAGAUCCCGCUGCCUUUCAACCAGCCCCCCCUCCAUGCCCAGGGCCUGACGAGCCCCCUCGCCAACCCCCACAGGGGCCACCCUGGCCCCCCUUCCAGCCCCAUCCACCGGUCCACCCCUCACUCCCCCCACCACCCCCCCCCACCUCCAGCCCCCCUCAGCCUCCUCCAUGAACCCACCAAGAAUGCACCCCUACCCGGGGGCCUACUUCCCCGGCCUGCACUCCCCCCCUAUGAUGGGGCCUCGUGGCCCUGUGCCCAUGCCGCAUAUGAUGAACUUCGGGAGAUGGCCGUCCCUAGGCCCCUUCUUCCCUCAGCCCACGGUUCUGGUGCCCUACCCCAUUAUUGUACCCAUCCCUAUCCCCAUCCCCAUCCCUAUCCCCAUACCAAUACCCACUAAGCCUUCCCCCUCAGACCCCCUAGGGAUCCCCCCUAGUGGGGUUAUCCAGCCCGUGCCAGAGGGAAUGGAGAGGGGGUGCUCCAGUGGUGUCAAACUGCCCUCUCCCAGGAGCUCUGUGCCAAACAGAUUAGGUAGAACCACCAACCAGGGUCUCCCCUUGCCCUCAGAACACCCCAAAAGGGAUAUCACAGAUUGGGUUAAAUCAGAGAGGCAGGCUCCGUCGCCCAUGUCGUCCCCCCACAGUGCAGCAUCCUCCCCCAGGGCAUUCUACGAUGCUUCCCCCUCUUCCACCUCAGUGAUUGAGGCACUGUCAGACUUUAAGCUGGGCCAGCAGCAGCAGCAGCCAGAGAGAGAGCUCAUUCAGAGAGUGCUUCAGAGGACCCCAGUCAAGCUGGAGCCCAACCCCCACGGAAUGGUGGACCUGUCGGGUCCGUGGGAGCCCGGAGCGGGGCAAAGCACCAGGGUAGUGGAUACCAGAGUGGACCACCGCAACCACCACCAUAGCAUUAUCAAACCCACCCCUCCACCACCCCAGUCCCCCCCUCCCCCGCACGACACUUCCUACCCCCAAAGCCCAAACACACGACACCCCUCGCACACUCCACCAGCGACCAGAGGGGGAUGCAGCAGCCCUCCCUGUGAGACCGCCACCUCCUUCCCCCUGACGUCCCCGGACAUCCCUAACCGAACGACUACGUCAUCAUCGCACGACCCUGUUCCCAGCCCAGACUCCUCCCAGUCCCAGAGAGAGGCCCUGCUCCUUGGCCCUGACUCUGUCCUCAGCGAGCUGGUGGCGGUCAAAGAGAACAGCUACUCCAAUGGCCAGGUUCAGGGGAGGGACCAGGGCCAGGUCCCUCCCCUCCCCACUAGCCAAUCAGAGGAGCCCUCGGCCGGUGGCGACCCUAAGGACCCCCACAUCUCCGAUGAGGACCAUGCCUACGCCCUGCCCACCCCCACCCCUACACCCACCAGGACGGGCAGUGUCCCCGCCACCACCCACACCACACUCCUCCUGCCCAAGCUCAGGGACAAGGGCGCCCUGCGGAGCCCACCGAGUGUGGCUGGGCCUGGGGACAUGGAGCCUGCUCUGAAGAGACGGUGCCUCCGCAUCCGAGAUCAGAACAAGUAG
This is a messenger RNA of Coregonus sp. 'balchen', 11592 nucleotides long. The record is from the annotation of a GenBank genome assembly. NCBI's taxonomy places the organism in Eukaryota, Metazoa, Chordata, Actinopteri, Salmoniformes, Salmonidae.